Melanotaenia boesemani (Boeseman's rainbowfish) is the source of this 7399-nucleotide messenger RNA. RefSeq names its product shroom family member 3 (gene shroom3). Gene Ontology annotation, cellular component: apical junction complex; adherens junction; cortical actin cytoskeleton. Gene Ontology annotation, molecular function: actin filament binding. Gene Ontology annotation, biological process: actin filament organization. The coding region runs from base 457 to 6480 and encodes 2007 amino acids. NCBI's taxonomy places the organism in Eukaryota, Metazoa, Chordata, Actinopteri, Atheriniformes, Melanotaeniidae. The record is from RefSeq and is a predicted model, not a curated record. The transcript has 26 exons.
CGUCAUGCCUCCUCUCCCUCUCACCUCGCCAGUCUCACUCCUCCUCUCGUCUCUUUUCUCUUUGCUCAGUGAGUCGCUGUAAAUCCUUUUGUGAUGCUAAACUGAUUUUCGGAAGAGAGAGACGGGCAGGCGGAGAGAGGGAGGUUUUGGAUUUCUGUCCCAGCAGAUCUGAUCUUCGUUCGUCGACUCAGUUUUGUCCACCUUGCUCCCCCACAGAAAGUUUUCUUCUUUUAGGUUUCAUGCAGUCUCGGGGUGUUACUGGAAGAUCCGCCGCUUCAGGAAAGCACUUUGCAGGAAACGCAGCUCGGUUUUCUGAAAACCUUCUGCAGUUUUUUUCCUAAGAAGUUAUAGACGAACGGGGGACAUGCGCUCGUGAAGGAUAUAUCGUUUAAUAAUUUCCGCCCCCGCCGGUCUGAGGACAGAGGAGCCCGCAGUGAGCACUCCCACCGGCCGAGCAUGGAGAGCGGUGGCCGGGCGGGGCUUCAGGCGCCGGGCGGGGGAGCAGAAGGAGGUAGCUGGGUGCUGGUGGAGGCCCGGCUGCAGGGUGGAGCGCCGUGGGGCUUCACCUUGCAGGGCGGUCUGGAGCAUGGACAGCCGCUCAUCAUCUCCAAAGUGGAGAAGGGCGGGAAGGCCGACAGUUUGGAGCAGCCUCUGCUAGUGGGGGAUGAGAUCAUCAUCAUUAAUGAUGUGGAGUUGAGUGGAUACCGACAGGAGGCCAUCGCUUUGGUCAAAGGAUCAUACAAGACUCUGAAGCUCACCGUCCGCAGGGAGUUUGACCCUGGAUACAUCGAGGAGUUUGUUACCACACCUAACUCCCUUCCCUCUUUUCCCCUUCCUCCUCCUCUCUCUUUUCAAUUACCACCAUUGUCCCCAUCACCACAACAAACAACGCCAUCAUCCAGCCACAGCCGACCAUGUUCAGCUGUCCAGCUACGCAUCAAAAACAGACGCACUGAGCCGGCGUCUCGUCCUCAUUCGUGGCACUCGACGAAGCUUGGCGAAGGCGGCCAGAAACUGGAACAAGGAAUGAUGGACACCAUGAGCAACGCCUGGCCCUACAGUUACCAUGCCAGUGCCUCCACAAAUGACCUGUCUGGUGGGUUUGACUCUGGCGGGGGCUAUCUGAGGAAGAGUCCAGACCAGUACAGCUCUAGAGGCAGCAUGGAGAGCCUGGACCCUCCCCAUUCUUCCCAGCUUCACUCAGUAGCUCAGCACCAGCAUUCACUGGGUCACCAUGGCCACACUGGACCCCACCCAGCUUACUCGUCCUGCCACCAGCUGUCCUCUGCCAGGUCUUCGAACAGUAUUGACCACCUGCACAGCAAACGGGACUCUGCCUAUUCCUCCUUCUCCACCAGCUCCAGUAUCCCAGAGUACCUUGCAUCCACUCCUUCAUUCAGUCCAGAGCGCUCCUAUUCGUUGGAGACUGUCCACCAAAAGGGAGGAGGAAGUGCUGAGAUGCUUCAGACUGACAUGCGUUAUGUCCGGACAGUUUGCGACGUCCAGCAGGACUUCUCACAAGAGCAUGAGCUAAGCGCGACCUCCACUACGUUGUUAAGCAACAGUGACUCCAGAGGCAGCAUGAGAUCAGGACUAAGCAGAGAUCUCCGAGGUUCGGUUGGCGGUGUCUGUUACCGUGGCAGCACCAGUGGCAGCAACAGCAGUGGUGCGCCAGCUUCAAACAGGCACAGCGUGGGACCUAUCUGGGACCCGGCAGCCAGUCACAGCUCCUAUGAGAGCCUGAAGGGGGCACCCGCUCUGCCGAGACGCAGCGACAGUUAUGCUGCUAUAAGGAACCACGAGAGACCAAACUCCUGGUCCAGUCUGGAGCAUGCUCGGUCACUACGGUCUCUGCAGAAAGGUUCUGGGCUUCACUCCAGCGGUCCCAUUGCUUUAGCUAAAGGUUCAUAUUGUGCAGAGGGUCAGCUCCACACCGUGAUAGAGAAGAGUCCAGAGAGCAGUCCAACUACAAAACCACGACAGAGUGGUGGGUUUCCCCAGCCCCCUUCACCUUCUGGGCCAUCCUCUGGUCCUGCAGACCCCACCUCCCAGUCCAGCCGACUCAUCCUUCCUACAGGCAUGUACCCUGUUCCACAGCCUGAGCCCCACUACGCGCAGAUGCCCACCUCCAGUCCAAGCCUAUGUGCCUCUGGAGCUUACCCGGCCAAGGAGAGCGGCCAGCAGCAGCGACAGGCUGUCAGGGAUGAAGGAGUGGCCGACAGAUGGAGGGAAGAAAGACUGUGUGGAACAGAAAUUGGUCACCAAAAUAAAACCUCUUCACCAUACCCACACUCCUUUGUUUCAGGAUCUUCCUCACAGCUCAGGACUGGAGCACAUGAGACAGACAGGCAUCAGCAGCAGGAGUAUAAAACUGGACCAUGUAGACCACAUAUGCAUGCUACUGGAGGGGAAUCAGAUAGCCAGACAGGGACCCAAAGGCCCUCUAAUCACCAGCCUCCUUACAGUCAGAACCAAGGAUUUCAUUCUUAUACAAGCCAGGGACCACAGCAGGAUCAGAACCAGGAAUUUUCCUCAACUUAUGUCCAAUCAGGCUCCGACUUGACAACGCCGCACUCACAAGAGAGGAGUGACAUGGACACACUUGUCCAUUUCAGAGGAGACAGAAGCAGGUCAAUGGACAAGAGCAGCUUUCAUUCAGAGCCACUGUCCUCUUCCAGGCUUGCCCAGGGACAGGUGCCAUCUCCCCACCUAGCGCCCUAUCCACCUACCUCCACUUCGCAGCCUUCUUCUCGUCAUUUCAGCGACUCAGUGGUGCCUCAAUACCAGCACUGGAACCACAGAGACCUGGACAAAGACAGAGAGCACCCGCUGACCCGCCUGGAGCUUGCACUCGCCGAAGUCCAGCGAUGCGCCAGCCCUGACAGUGUUUUCUCCAGCAGUAGCCAUGACAACGGUGGUCUUAGUGAUGGUGGCCAAGGGUCUGCCCGCAGUCUCUCUGUUUUGGAGAAAGUCAGUCGUUUCGAGCGUCGGGAACACGGCGGGAAACAGCGCAGCCACAGCACCAACACCAGCAACCCACACAACAAAGCUACCCAUCUGCGGAUGAGUGAGAAAAGCUGUGGCGCCUCCUGUGGAGCAGAGGACCUGAGGAAUAUGCUGGAGAGGAGCACCAAAGGGAUCAAAGCCCACAGGACGAUGAGCUACAGAGGAGGCAGCAGCGAAUACAUGAAAUACAGGAUCCCUGCAGAUCCCAGCUCAGCACUCCAGAGAAGCCGCAGUAGCUUCCAACUGGAUGGCUCAAAGGAAGGAGACACCAGCAAAGACCUCUCCUUGAGGCAGGAAAACCACGAGAUAAUGGAACCCCUGCAGGAACUGUUGUCUAACAGACGGAGAGACCUCAGCUCCUCAAUCAGCUCUCAGCCUCCUCCUGCCAUCUCCUCCUUCAACAGCCACCAACCUCCACCCAUCCCUGCCAAGUACCAUUCACUGGAGAAGAAAGGCCCAAAGACCAUGCCUAAACCGCAGGGCAUCAUCAUCGCACCACAGCCGCAACCACAGGUCACUUCCCCUCACGCCCCAAAGGAGAGGCAUGCAGUCAGUCCUGAUAUUCGAGGUCCAAACCCGCCGGCUCUCCCCAGUGUCCCCCCAGUUGGACCUCCACAUCUGACAAGGAUCUGUGGCCGUAAGCGUCUGACAGCAGAACAGAAGAAACGUUCAUACUCAGAGCCAGAGAACAUGAACGAGGUCGGGGUUUUGGAUGCAGAGACUGCUGCCCUCUUCCGGCGUGGAGGAGAAACUAGUGUAGCAGACCGGCGGAAGAUGUUUGAACUUGCAGCAAGUCGUGCUGGAGCCCCUCAGAGCACCAUGUCAAAGCCUGACCUGCGACAAGUUCGGCAAGAAGCCCUGAUGGAGUAUGUGGAGAGAAAAAGAGGCGUUAGAAAAGAAGACACCGGACAGAGGAGUGGAUUAAGACCUCGCAGUGCUUAUAUACAGCCUGAACACAGCAGCCAUGCAGAGUCUUUCUGUUACUCAGAUACUUUCAGCCUCUCUUCCACCUCCAGCCUGCUCUCUCUCCAGGACUGUGGUCCAGAUCAUAGCUUCCUCUCUGGUGAAAGGUCUGUCUGCUCAACCCUUCCUCCUGGAAGUGAUGUACAGAGCUUCCAGUCCAACCUUUUCUACCCGGGCAGGGUAACCACACCACGGCCUCCAGCUCUUCCACCACCCAGCAUUUCUCUUGGUUCCACUAUUGAGCUCCAGGCUCAGAUCCACCAGGAUCCCAUCCCUAAAGCAGGGGCCAGCUGUCAGAGUCCCUUUCAUGGCAGAGACCGAAGCUCAGACCACCAAGGGCAGAUCGCAGAACCUCAAGUCAGCGUGGGACUUUCCAAGCAGCUCAAUGGGGCUCUUCGGAGGGUCGAGUCAUCUCACAGGUCCGUGAAGUCGGCUUCUGCUGAGGAUCUCCUUGAGCACACCGAAGACAGGCCAACCGCUCCUCAACACUACCGCUCCCGCUCUUCCCCAACCGCAGACAAACUGAACCAGGACUUCCAUACAGCUGAUGUAAAGACAUUUGGUGUCUCCUUCUCUGAAAGUGGGCGCUGUGCUCUGGCUGCAGACAGACCUGCAGACGUCCACAUGUCGGGGUGCCUUGUCUCUACUCAGCCAUCCCAGUAUAACACCGUCAAGCCUGCAGAACCUCCACAAGAUCAGUCUCACCCUCCGGUCCCUCGCAGAGAGCGACAGAGGAACAUGGAGCGCCAGCGAGCCCACAGCACCUCCACCUUGGCAGCUUCUGUUGGCCUUCCCUGCCCCUUCUCCCCACCCAGGACUCCGGACAGUGAGAGGCUAAGCCAGGCCAACCUGGGCGCCAUCACUUUCCCAGACAUCCUGCAAACCAGCAACUCUGAAACUCCAGUGACUGAUACACAGAUGAGACCCAGUCUGAGUGAUUCCACCAUGUUAGAGGACCUCAGAAAGGACGCCUUCAGAGGCAGAGCCUUCAGUCUGGAGACAAGAGAAAGACAGUCUGCACAAACUCCACCUGCAUCAGUGCAGCCGCCACAGAACCAGCUGUCCUCUUCCAACAGGAGCUCCACGUCCUCUCUGCCCUCCGUCCAUCAGCGUCUGUCCUCUCUGAGGAUAUCAGAGUCCAGCUUUUUCAGCUGCACCAACCAACAGCAACCUUUAGAGACUUCCACAGGAAAUGCACAAGACUUUGAUGAGGUCUUUCUCCAAAAUACCACCCUUCCUCCUCUUCCUCCUCCUCCUCCCCCUCCUCCUCCUCCUCCUCUAACACCACCUAUAAAAGAGACAAACAUCAUGGAGGAUUUCCCUCCUCCACCACCUCCUGCUGAGUUGGAGCCGGAAGCUGAGGAGCCGUCAGUCGAAAGUCCCAGCUCAGACCUUAUAAAGAACCGCUCCCUGCCCACCAUGAAAUCUUCAUAUCAGUCCUCUCUUCCAUCAAAGCCCCAGCAGUCCACCACUGCCUCCACCUCCAUCACCACUUCUACCACAGCGGAGGUCAACUUCAGUUUGGAUUACCAGCCGCUGGGCCAAAGGGAGAAAACACCCGAGGAGCUGAGGGUGGAGGCGCUGGCUCACCAGCUGGUGCAUCAGGACCCCUCUCUGGCUCCUCUGUUGGAGACAUGGUGGGGUAAAUCCACCGUGGAGUUAAUGGAGGAGAUCUUUUCAAACAGCAAUCUGACUGUUAAAUCACAGAGGCAGCGCAGAGGCAGCACCUGGGCAGCUGACAGGAUCCAAGAUGGUGUCUGUGAUCAGAGUCCGGCCACAAAUCAAAGAAAGGAGACUGAUUUGGACGAGGAAGAGUGGGACCUCGACAUUAGGAAGCUGGAGCUCUGUGAGGCUCUGAGGAGCAGCGUGGAGGCUCUGCAGCAGGAGAAGGAGGCGCUGUGUGAGGAGCUGAGGCGUCACCAGGCUCUGGGCUCCAGCAUCGAGACGUUGGUGCAGGAACGCCUAAAGACCAACGAGAGGGACAAGUACAGCAUGUUCAUCGGGGAUCUGGAGAAGAUCGUGAACCUGCUGCUGUCUCUGAGCAGCCGGCUUUCGAGGAUCGACAGAUCUCUGCUCACGCUGCAGAGAGACGAACCGAUGACAGAGGACACAGCCGAGGAGAGGGACUCCCUUCAUCACAAACGCUCUCUGCUCCUCCGUCAAACCGAAGAUGCCCGGGAGCUGAAGGAGAACCUGGACCGGCGUCAGUGCGUGGUCCACGCCAUCCUGUCAGGGUACCUCAGCGAGCCUCAGCUACAAGACUACCGCCACUUCGUCAGCACCAAACCCUCCGUUCUGAUUCGCCAGCGGCUCCUGGAUGACCUCAUACGGCAAGGGGAGGAGCAGCUGAAGCGGCUGGUCGAGAACCUGCCAACGGAACUGGCGGAGGCCCACGGUUGCUCCACGGCGUGCCGGAUCUCUAACCCUGUGUCGUGUUCUCCGCUGUUUCCUCCCUCUGUGAUUCCAGGCCCUGCCCACUCCACCAGGUCCACCACUGUGACAUCACUGUAACCAUGGCGAUGAAGGAGAGAUGCUUCACUUCCUAAAAACUCAAGCAAAGGCACAUUACUGUAGAUGGAGAAACAAGCCAAGUAAAGACUCGGCUCACUGAAACUAUGCAGACUGAAGAAAAAAGUCUUUAAUGUGCUUCAUUCUGUUCACACCUGCCUGUACGUUGGACCUCUGUUCCCCACGGCGGCUGCCAGCUAAAUAUUCUGACUUUGCUCUGCUCUGAAAAGUACUCUUCUUGGACCGUUAAGUAUUCUUUUGUUCAUGUUUAAAGCACAGAUUCAGUCUAAUUUUUGCAUUUUUUGCAGCAUUUUCUAACUUUAUUCAUGUCAACAAAUACGUUUCCGUUCAGACAAGAUAUUUUGUUUUUAAAUUAUGACAAAAGGCCCAAAUACACCAGAAUUGUCCUUUAACAGGUCUGAUGAUGCCUUCAGGGACUUCUAGGAGGUUUUUACCUCAUGUGACCAGACAAAGUGAACAGGAAGAAAAUCCCUUAAAGAGAAGAUCCUGUCAUCUGUAAAAUAUUGUCAUGUUGUCCAACUUUUCAGACUUACACGAGACCUGCUCUGCUUUCGCACAUGUACAGUCAAUCUACGGAAAUAAAUUAACGCCAAAAUUGAGCAGACUUUGUUUUGAUUUCAGCACAGAAACCCUUCAGGUUGCUGUAAUCUUUACCAUCACACCAUGUUGUAACACACCUGUAUGAAGCUUAGAGCACUUUGUCCGAAUAUGUUUUAAUCACUGAGUGAAAUGUUUUCAUGAAACAUUUUAUGUGUAAAAUUCAGAUUUAGGAGUUUUUAUGUAUGUUUUUUUCUGAUAUAAAUAUUGAUCAAAUUUGUUAGUAAAUUUUCAUAAUAGCCACAAAUGAAGCAGUAACCACAACAUCUGGCUAACUUUUAUUAGUUAAAUUAUUAUUUAAGAU